AUGGCUAUAGAACCAGGAGUUAACAUUGCACAACAAAUGUGGGGACAUUUGUGGAUAGAUCUCACCAAGGGCAACAACUUCUGUUCUUGUCACAAAAUCACCAAAGAAGCUCCACAUGGGCUACCAGAUUAUAGAAUUAAAAUGUAUCCCAGUGGUGAAGAUAAAAUUUUAAUCAGCUUUGAACCAGAUCCCAAUGUGGAACACAUCUUACUCUGGUGUGAUCAGGGUCAGAGUCCUAGAUGCAAACUUACUCCAGAUAAUGAAUGCCAAAAAACAACGCUUCGGGAGGGUUACAGUUCUAAAGUAUUUAAAGAUAUUAAACCAUGCCAUAAUUAUACGUUACAGAUAUGUCCCCAGGGUGAAGAUAGUAUCACUCAGAUGUUUCAAGUUUUUAUACCAGAUUUGUCAUUUUCAUCUUAUCAAAAUCCAUCUGACAAUAAACAAGUUCAUGUUAUAGAUAUAUCAAGUGGUUUGAAAUCCUCAUCCUUACAGCCAACCUCAACUGAAUCAGAAUCGUCUAAUACAUAUAUCAUCUGGAUAGUUGUUGGAUCUCUAACCCUAUCUUCAUUCAUCGUUUCAUUUCUUCUAUACAGAAAAUUUGCGUCAGGUGGUAGUAUCAAAUGUCCUUGCAAAGAAAUGAAAAGGAAAAUUCUAUUACAUUUCGACACAUUUACGUCUUCAGAUACUUGUGAUAUUAAGAUGGGAAGAAGCAUCGAAGAGGAAACUCGUGUUCUAGGUUCAAGAGAUACCCCAACUGUACCUAUAUUUUACUAUCCAGACAAUAAUAGUCACUCGGACAAGGACAUCUUAAGCAACGAUGACUUCGAAAUGUUCGGUGUAUUGUUCAUCAUAAAUUCAAAAGGAUUGCACCAGUUUCUGCCUUGUUUAAAAUUCCAAAAUAAGUCCUCUCCAAAGAAACAAACAGUGGUUCGUUAUUUAAAAGAGAGACACAAUAAGGUAUUUAUUUUGGAAUUAUGUGACGAUGAGAAAUCCGAUAUUAGCGAUAUCCAAACAUUAUUAGACUUAGACAAUGUCAUUCAAUUAAAUGAUGGCAAGGCGGAUGACUCCAUCAAACAUAUAUUAAAUCUUCUUAAGGAUCAAGAUUUGGGAAAUCAGACAUUUUCAAAGAAAUUAGAGGUUCAGACAUCUUUAGAUGGUGGGUAUUAUUCAGGAGAUAAAUUUCCACAGCCAAUAAAAACAUUUUUCCCGCCAGAAUUGGUGUCAGCCGACAGUGAAGGCAGCAUCAAUGAUCGACUUGCCGCUAUUAAUAAAAGAUGUUCAAAAUAUUAUUGUGAAGAGGGUGUUUAUGAAGUUGACUAUUUGGGAGCCACUUUUACUGUUCAUCAAGCUGCAGAUUCCUUAAGUGUCUGA
This is a messenger RNA of Lottia gigantea (owl limpet), 1371 nucleotides long. RefSeq lists its product as hypothetical. The transcript has 9 exons. The record is from RefSeq and is a predicted model, not a curated record. NCBI's taxonomy places the organism in Eukaryota, Metazoa, Mollusca, Gastropoda, Lottiidae. Bases 1 to 1371 code for a protein of 456 amino acids.